This is a messenger RNA of Colletotrichum acutatum, 1495 nucleotides long. RefSeq names its product acyltransferase 3. Gene Ontology annotation, molecular function: acyltransferase activity, transferring groups other than amino-acyl groups. The record is from RefSeq and is a predicted model, not a curated record. Lineage: Eukaryota; Fungi; Ascomycota; Sordariomycetes; Glomerellales; Glomerellaceae. Gene Ontology annotation, cellular component: membrane. Gene Ontology annotation, biological process: polysaccharide biosynthetic process. Bases 184 to 1203 code for a protein of 339 amino acids. The transcript has a single exon.
UUAUCCUCCACUACACUGAUGAUGUGAGCAUUCAUUGAACGGGAUGUACCAUUAUGAGAAGAUAGCUGACAAUCUGGUGUUUAGUUCGUUUUCAUCAAUCAUGGUUGGGGAGAGGAUCCGAACAAUAAGUACAUAUUGCAACUCCCAUUCAUCCGACUUAUCCACUGCGGAGUCUUGAGCGUCAUGAUCUUCUUCGUCCUCAGCGGCUUUGUGCUCACAUAUAGUCCGUUGAAGAAGGCUCAUAGUGGACAAGCUGAAGCCUGCAUUGGAUCCCUUCCAUCAAGCGUUUUCCGCCGCGGGAUGCGACUAUUUUUCCCGACUGUCCCCCUCCUUUUCAUUGUCCUCGUCUUGAAAACAUACGGGUUGUACUACAAUAGCGGAAGCAGGGAUCCCGAGGCACCCCCAGCCACCGGCAUCUUGGCGCUUCUCGCCAUGGUUUGGCAUAAUUUCAUCAUCAUCACGACUCAGACCACCACCGCCAGCUUCUUGCCUCAGGCCUGGACACUGUCAGUCGAGUUCAGGGGAUCAAUUCUCGUCUUCCUGUGCUGCUUGGCCCUGGGACGGGUGUCCCCCCUGGCCCGGCUAUCGGUGGUUGCGAUCAUUUUCGUUUUCUUCUGGACCCUCGGCGCGGAUGGAGACAUGUGGCAGCCCUGCCUCUUUCUCUGGGGCAUGGCUCUCGCUGACAUCCGCCAUUUGCGGAACAAGCUACCGAGCCUGGAGGGUUCACUUGAGAGAACGGCUUCGUACAGCUGGUGGCUGGUCUUUGUGUUCUCGCUCUGGCUGGGAGGCUACCCCAUCAAUGGUCACACCUUCAACGCCGUAGGAUACGGGUGGCUCGAAUACUUCCCCACGUUCGGCCAGGACCCGGCGCGCACUUUCCCGGCUGUCGGUGCCAUGAUACUGGUAACAUCCCUAGAAAACUUGCCCCCUUUGCAGCGCUUGUUGAACGCGCGCUGGGUGUUAUACCUGGGCGAGGUCAGCUUCGGCAUGUAUCUGGUUCACUGGGCUGUUGAGAGGUCUUUCCUCGGCCUGGGUCUCAAGUUCGCGAUGCAGAACGCCGGGUAUUCUCUUGGCCUGGCUUGGACUUGCAGUUUCACCGUGGUUAUUGUGCUCACCUUGUGGUUCGGAGAUUUGCACUGGAGAUUUAUUGACCAGAAGUGCGUUCGCCUUGCACGCUGGUUGACCGAUACGUUGGGGGUGUAGUACAUGAGCUUUCAUUCUGAGACUAUCUAUAAUCAUGAUUUUGUAGUAUUGUCGUGUUGAUUUACUAUACAGAUUGCAUGUAGAUUGAUAGCUUCUAUUCCGUCGUUCCAGCGUCUUACACUAUACCUCUUGACUCUCAUUCUUUGAUCUGACCUGUGAUGAAUGGUAUGAAAUCCGAGCCAAUGGUGGCUUUCUUGGCUUGGAGUCCUAUUGUGAUCGAUAUCGAAAACUCCAGGUUGGCGUUCUGAUAGUGUUGGUAUACACGUAAGCAGGUCAGACCUUUCGGUCGCGA